CAUCAUCAUCAGUGCUGAGUAAACGACAGGACACACACUGCCACAGAGACGAAACCUCAGCGAAAUCAAGACAGAAGAUGUUUUUUUCACUUCCUAGAUAUUUAUUUUAAUCGCUAUUUAUAGAUUGCCUGUAUAUUUUUUGCUCAAGGAUAUAUUUUUGUGGAUUCCUGAUUUCUCCAAUGGAUUUUCCUCCCGAGAUCAGUGUUUUUCUUCUGUCUCUGACGGCACCUUUAAUUCUCUACACAAUCAACCAUGUGUCCUUCUUACAAGAUCCACAGGUUAUACUGGCUAUAGGCAUCGCGGUUCUUACAACUAUAUUCCUCCUGGCAAACCUCAGUGUCAAGAGUAAGACAUCUACUGACCCUCUCUUCUAUGUGUUUGCAGUGUUCUCCUUCACUUCUGUGGUCGGCAUCACCAACGCUCUGCAGCAGGAUGGAUUCAUCAAAGGCUUUAUGGACUUUUAUAUUAGCAAGGGCGAGCCUCACCUGAGUUCUGCUCACUGUAUCAUGAUGAGUUACUGGGACGGAGUCGUUCACUACGGGCUUCUGCUCCUCAUGAUCCACCGCAUCAGCGCAGGGAAGCCGUUCCGCGUUUUGGCUCUUGUUUGGGCCGGAUCUAUGAUCGCCAGUCAGCUCGUCUUCAUCCCAGGCAUUUUUGUAGGGAAAUAUGGGAAAAACAUCCUCCCUGCUUUCUGGAGAAACGUCCCGUCUUUGGUGUUACCCGUAUGGGCGGCGGCCAAGCUUUUCAACAGGCCGAGAGAGCUGUCAAUCAUUCCUGCUGACAAGGUGGAGGUGGAUCAGAAGCGAACGCUGUUUUCACGGCCGAUAGACCUGAUCCUCACACUCGGCCUCUUCGCCACCAUCAUCUUCACUGUCUUCAGAGGGUUUGUUGUUCUUGAAUGUUCUCUGGAUUCUUGUUUCUCCUACAUCUACCAGUACGAGCCGUACAUGAAAGACAGCGUCGGCUUCCCAAAAGUCAUGAUGCUGGUGUUCCUGUUCUAUGUGUUGCCGCUCUUGACAGCGAGUGUUUAUGGGCUUUACACUCCGGGAUGCACAUGGAUGUUGGACUGGACGCUGUUCCUCGCAGGAGCUGUAGCUCAGACCCAGUGGACUCACCUGGGAUCCUCUGUUCACUCGCGCACACCGUUCACGUACCGGAUCCCUCGGGACGAGUGGCGUCUGGUGGUCGCGCUGAACCUUCUGUACGCCGCGGUGCCCGUCCUGCUCGCCGUACGCUGCUACACGGAUCAAGCCUUCUUCGUGAAGAGCGUUCUUCAGGGACAAUCCAGCAACGGCAAGAAGAAGAAUUAGAGUCACGGACAGUUCAUGCGUCCUCUUUGCAGGAUCGUGCAGCGAGACCUCAACUUACAGUAUGAGUAAAAGCAUCAGUAUAUGCCAAUCUUAGUGUCUUUUUUUAAAUUCCGCUCUGCUAACAGAAUGUCCUCUGGCUGUUCAAAACAUCACGAUUUUAAAUGAUUUUUUGAAACGUGUUUUCUCUUGGUUAGACGACCAUUCCAUUUUAUCAUUCUUCAAAGAUCAUGAGAAUGUUACUUUUGAAGGUUCUCAGAACAUUCCGAAACAUUCCGAAGUAACAUUUAAAAAACGUUAGACAAACUGAUAAAGUUCCAUAAAUAAUGUUUUUGUGCUGGCGUUUUUAGAACAUUAUAAUAACUUGGAGCAAAAAAUUCUGUUAAAACGUUUGUUUGUAAUUAUUUACAGAACAUUAGCCAAAGUUAUAUAAUAAGCAGAUUUUUUUUCUAAUUCUAGCAUUAUAUUUUGUUCUCUGCUAGGUUAUAAAAUUAUCAAUCAUAACAUGAUAAAUAUUACAUCUGUGCAGUUUAUUGCCAGAAUCGGUGUUAGAAUGAUAUUAGACAGAUGCCUGAUUUUAUUUAUUUUAUUAUAAGUAUGGCACUGCUGUCGACCUAAACAUUGAUAUGCAUUCCUAGAAAGAAUGUAUCCGUCUUUCUUUUUUACAUGGAGUUUUGCUGUGUGUGUGUGUGUGUGUGUGUGAUCUCCAGCAGGUUUAUCUCUGGUCAGUUGGUGAAAUCUCAAUAAAUCUGGACUCUGGACGUUUGA
Messenger RNA from Pimephales promelas (fathead minnow), 2075 nucleotides. RefSeq names its product transmembrane 6 superfamily member 2a (gene tm6sf2a). Lineage: Eukaryota; Metazoa; Chordata; Actinopteri; Cypriniformes; Leuciscidae. Gene Ontology annotation, cellular component: endoplasmic reticulum membrane; endoplasmic reticulum-Golgi intermediate compartment membrane. The record is from RefSeq and is a predicted model, not a curated record. Gene Ontology annotation, biological process: regulation of lipid metabolic process; lipid homeostasis.